Molecule: messenger RNA, 1539 nt
Organism: Paraglomus brasilianum
Lineage: Eukaryota; Fungi; Glomeromycota; Glomeromycetes; Paraglomerales; Paraglomeraceae
Source: the annotation of a GenBank genome assembly
AUGGAUCUGAAAGGAGCCAUUAGAUUCUCGACUGAUAGUGCCAACUUUCUUUCAUGCAAUGUAGUCGCUGAUGCUGAAAGACACUAUCUUUAUGUCUACGCAACAAGCAAUUGGCAAAUGAUUCGAAAAAUUAACAUUGUCACAUAUGUUAAUGAUCUACGAACUGCAUCACAUCCUUGGACGCAGAUUGAAUCCGUAAAGAGUUCACUAUUCGGGGAGCUUUUCGUGAGCAUCGAAAAAUGGGACGUCCUAUCAUUCUGGUCUAUGCCAGAAUGCAAGCUGUUGGCCCGUUGUCGAAGCAGUCAUUUUGUAGACGUCGAUAAAAGGCAAACCAUCUUUGCCCUCUCUCCUAACAGAAAAAUGCUCGCAACCUGGACGCCAACUAAAAGGCUUGUUAUCUUCUUAUGUAAAGACGGUAUCUUAUUCUCGUCUUCGAUGGCUCCCAGAGAACAUUUAGGCGAUCGCAGUGAAUCAGUGAGGCAGUUGGUGUGGAUUGGGAACAAACACGUAAUGAUUGUCGAUGCAGUCGGCGGAACAAAGUGGAAUAUUAAUACAUAUGACCUCAUCAGUGAAUACCAUGAUUUUGGAAAGAUGCCCAUUUUCAAAUCUACAGGAGAAGACGUCUAUGCUACAUGUGAUAGUGAUAACAACGUUCCGGUGAUCGAGGAGUUAACCGACCCAGACCUAACAGAUUCAUUCGAUGAAAGUACAGAGCGGUUGGAAGGAACGACAAAACUGUGUAGAGAUAAGGAAGGAGACUUUGUUCUCAAAUUUCGAUGUAAUGUCAAAGGCUCUAGUGAAAAGCAGACGCUAUCGCUACGUCCAACUGAAUUCGAAACAACAUUACAUGCAUUGUAUGCCCGUAAAUUUCUGGAAUUCAAAGAUCAUAUUGCACAUCAAAUAGGCCCGAGCCACGGAUUACACCUUUCUAAGCUAUUGAAACAAUGCGAAGAGAUUGUUUACAGAACCAUCCGCACCAACGCUCAAAUCUUUAACGCAAAUGUAGACGAUAGAUCCAUGGUGCAUUUGCUGAUUGAUCUGGAUAGCACGUUUGCAGAUUCAAUGUUAGAAGAAUUAUUACAAAAAAACGUUUAUAUUCCGCUGUUUUACGAAAACAAAAAGUCUGACAAAAACGAAGAGUCUGACGAGAACCAAGAGUCUGACGAAAACAAAGAGCCUGAUGAAAACAAAAAGUCUGCUCUCUCGUGCGCUAUAUUAAAAGGAAAAGCAAAAGUGGUUGAACAAGAGGAGAAGAGACGAGGAAACGAGAAAAUGAAGAGAGGAAAGAUAGAAAGAAAACAGCAAGAAGAGUCGGAAAGAUUAAAAGGCAUAGUAAGAGAUCAAUAUAAAGAGAAAAAGGAUGCUUACCGUAUAAAAGUUUGCGAAAUAAUGCAAAACUUUUUAACAUCUUUGUCAGCAAGUCUAGACAAAGAGACGGAAAAUUCCACGGUUGAAAAAGUAGCGAAAGAAAUAUUAUCACUGCGCAAAGAUGAAUUUUUAGAUAUAGAGAGUAUGACUAGAUACACACGGUAUCUUUAG